Gymnogyps californianus (California condor) is the source of this 4722-nucleotide messenger RNA. It is a transcript of the gene SOAT1, whose product is annotated as sterol O-acyltransferase 1. The record is from RefSeq and is a predicted model, not a curated record. The transcript has 15 exons. The coding region runs from base 7 to 1662 and encodes 551 amino acids. Gene Ontology annotation, biological process: cholesterol efflux; cholesterol metabolic process. Lineage: Eukaryota; Metazoa; Chordata; Aves; Accipitriformes; Cathartidae. Gene Ontology annotation, cellular component: endoplasmic reticulum membrane. Gene Ontology annotation, molecular function: cholesterol O-acyltransferase activity; fatty-acyl-CoA binding; cholesterol binding.
GCAACAAUGGCAGGUGAAGACUGUGUAAGAAAACGCCAGUCUGGCUCCACUACAACCUGCAAGAGCCCUGAGAAUGAAGAAAUGCAGAGGAGACCUGAGAGCGAGAGGUCAUUUCAAAACUCAAGCAAUGGCCGGGUUGAUGUCGACCAUGUGAUAACAAGGAAAAUGCAGCUAAUAGCAGAAGCUGAGCAAUUGAAGCCAGCUUUCAUGAAGGAAGUGGACAGUCACUUCACGGAGUUUGUGAACAGUUUGGUGGCAAAAUCGGUGCUCCUGGAUUCCUCAUCUUCAGCCUCCCUCUUCCCAGCUUCCUGCUCAGAGAAGGAACUGCACAAAGCCAAGACCUUGAGGGCCCCUCCAGAGCAUGGGAAGAUCUUUACUGCCAGAAGGUCCCUCUUGGAUGAGCUGUUUGAAGUGAGUCACAUCAGGACGAUCUACCACAUGUUCAUCGCUCUUCUCAUUGUCUUCAUCCUCAGCACACUUUUAGUAGACUUCAUUGAUGAAGGAAGACUGGUCCUAGGAUUUGAUCUCUUGGUCUUUGUUUUUGGAAAGUUCCCAGUUGUCUUCUGUACUUGGCUGUGCAUGUUCUGUGCCACAGUUAUCGUUCCAUACAACCUUUUCGUCUGGUGGGCCCAAGGCUACUGCAGUUCCUCCCAUCGUGUAAUCCACUCUCUCUUCUAUGGGAUGUUGUUCACACUCUUCCAAACAGCUGGGCUUGGAUUUGGACCAACCUAUAUUGCUGUAUCAUACGCCCUGCCUCCGGCUUCCCGUUUUAUUGUAAUACUGGAACAGGUUCGUCUUGUUAUGAAGGCUCAUUCAUUCAUCCGGGAGAAUGUACCCAGAGUCCGGGCCUCUGUAAAGGACAAGUCCAGCACAGUACCUAUUCCCAGAAUUUCUCAAUACCUGUACUUCCUCUUUGCUCCCACCCUCAUCUACAGAGACAACUAUCCCAGGAAUCCCAUGAUAAGAUGGGGCUAUGUAGCUACCAAGUUUGCGCAGGUGCUUGGUUCACUUUUCUAUGCCUACUACAUCUUUGUGAGACUCUGCAUUCCUCAGUUUCGCAACAGUAGUCAAGAAACCUUCAAUCUUCGAGGUCUGGUCCUCUGCAUCUUCAACUCCAUUCUGCCAGGUGUACUGAUUCUCUUCCUGGUUUUCUUUGCAUUCCUUCACUGUUGGCUUAAUGCAUUUGCUGAGAUGCUGCGCUUUGCAGAUAGGAUGUUCUACAAGGACUGGUGGAACUCCACUUCCUAUGCAAACUACUACCGAACCUGGAACGUGGUAGUACAUGACUGGCUCUAUUACUAUGCCUACAGGGACUUCCUUUGGUUUUUUGGUAAGAAGUUCAAAGCAGCAGCUAUGCUAUCUGUCUUCACAGUAUCGGCUGCUGUGCACGAAUAUGUUCUGAGCAUCUGCUUCGGCUACUUCUAUCCAGUUCUCUUUUGCCUGUUUAUGUGCUUUGGAAUGGUCUUCAACUUCAUCCUUAAUGACCGUCGGAAAGGGCCUAUCUGGAACGUGAUCAUGUGGACUUCCCUCUUCCUGGGCCAAGGUGUCAUCAUUUGCCUCUACAGCCAGGAGUGGUAUGCCCGCCAGUACUGCCCUAUGGAAAAUCCCACGUUCCUGGACUACUUAAAACCACGCUCAUGGUCAUGUCAUAUGAAGAUGUAAAAAUGGUAUGCUCUGGCAGUGUCAUCACAGAAAAUCAGACUUGUCCUCCAAGUAUUUGGACCGAUGACCUAACUCACUAUGGACUUUUUCUAAGGGAAGUUGUGCCUCCUGAUUAUUGGGGAGAAACUGUAAUUUUUUUAAACAUUACUGAGGCAAACCAGUUGACCUGGAUUGCAACAGGCUUCAUAGGCAGCACCUACUACAUGCUGUCCCACUUUGAGCCAUUUCCAUGCCAGUAAAACGUUGAGCUGAAGGUGGAGUCUACUGGAAUCCUACUCAUCCAGGGGUCCCCCCAAGUUGCUGCUCUUCUGGACAAUAGAUAGUCUAGUCAGAUUUGCUAGUAGCUCAUUGUUGGCGUCCGUCCAUCUUCCUUGGCCACCCCUUUGCAAUUUUUUUUUUUCUCCCUUUUGGUAACGAGAUGUCUCCAAAACUUCUAUUCUUUGUGAUCCUGUCUGCCGCUAUGAUGCGGACAAGUGGCAGAGCAACAGGAUAUUUGCCUCCUUGCUCUGAAGAUAGCCAAAGUAUUCCUGGAUGGCUUUGAACUGUAUUGUGUGUAUGUUAGCUGCCUACAGAUUUAAAAUGGGCAGAGGAAGAGGGGAUUGUCACUUGACUUGUGGCUGCAUUGGAGAAUCAGGUUCAGAAGCAGGGCACAGUGUGUGCAGUCUUUGUAUGACUUUUUACGCUGAAAAUUUGGGUUUUCUCUGUAUUCAUUAAGUUCCCAACUGACUUACAGUGUUUUUGUUCUCUGAAGGCCCUUGCGACUUGAGGAAUAGUUUUUCUUCUAGCUCUUCCUUUCUCUUGCUCCAGAUAAUCAAUUCUUUUAACGCAAUUAACUUGUAAAAGAGCUUUUGCUUUAAUUUGGCAGGUGCUUUAAGGUAUACAAGUUGUUAAGGCUUUCUUUAGCACGAAAGACUUGAAAUACUACAACCCAACUGUAAGAAAACGCAAUCGACUUUACAGGUACAUAGCGCAUUCUCACCUGAAGUGGCUACGUCCAGUUCAAUAUGCCAGCACGUCUUGGUGCCUCCUGCCAACGUGUGUUGUAGCAGCUUCUAGCGCUGUCGGUGGGAAAUGAGGGUUGACCCGGUGGCUGGAGUCAGAGCUGCUGCUUCAUCUGCCAGCGUCUGCUCUCACGCCAGCGGGGACUUCAGGUGAAGACCAGUUUCCUAGGUGUUGCCCUCUUCUUUCUGAAGGGGUAGGACAUCUUCCCGUACACGCUGCUGAAGGGAGAAGCAUUAUGUGAAUUUGGUGUUUCAGUAUCUGUUAAUUAGGCAGAGUCCCUUCGGUUUGCUUGUUCUGUCAGAUGCUAAGCGCAAAAGGGGACUUACAUAGUAUCUGGGUACGUAUCUCUCCAGUUUUACUGGAACUGCAGCUCCCAUUAUUGGAGAGGGAGGGCAACCUGAUGGAGGUACCUUAACUUUGGUCACAGGGAUUUCUCAAUUACUCAAAUGUUCUUUAUUGGCACUCUUUGGUAACAGCUUUUCCUUACUGACCUACAGCCUAGGUAUUGGGACUGUUGAUGGACCUGUCUCCCAAUCCACUUAAGACUAUCUUUUGGGCUUCUAUUUUUACUAACCUGAGUCAAAAAGUAAUUUCAUGAAAGCUAGGUGAUACUUAAACUCUUCCAGGUUUUCAGUUUCCUGUGAGAAGGAGUCCCGCUCUUCAGAAGGGACAUUGUGUCAGAUCAUAUUUGCCAAAUACAGCGUUUGCGUAUGUGGCUCUCCUCUGAAAAUAGCCUCUACUAGAACUUCUUUGUUGAAACAGUGGGGUAAACUUCAGAGGAAGGGGUUCAUGUAUAUACUCAAACUUGGCAGUAUUAGUAUAUAGAAUCCUGAAAAUGAAAUGGAUGACUUUAUCCUCAUUUGGUUUGAUUAAUCCUAAAUCUUUCACUGUACCUUUUGUGGGAGGAAGGGACAGAAGUGCUGGAGCAACUAAGCUUCCUUUUUGGGGAGAAAAAAAACAACACAAACCAACAAAAACCCCCACCCUUUGGCCAAACAGCUUUGUCGCCUCCUUAGUAUAGGAUGAAAUUCAGUCCAGCACUUCUUAAUUGUGGUGCUCAAAACACUUAUGUACAGCUUUUUGCACUCAAAUAGGGUGUGAUGGAUUAGGGACUUGAUUUGUCAUCUUGAUGCCUGUGUCAGGUCUUGCUACUCUCUCAGUGUUCUCAAAAGCAGAUCAAAACACGGCACUUUGUGCCAAGUUUUGGUGUUUCCCUCGCAGCUGGCGCUGUCAUGUUCCUGAUGAAGAAUAUCAGCAUUUACUGUGUCAGCAUCCUCAGUGUUUGAAGCCUGAGGGCUGGAGCAUCUGGCAAGCAAAAGGCAACCAGAAAGGGAUGCUCAGCUGUUGGAACUAGUCUUAGUUUUUGACAGGUUGAGGUUUUUAGCCUUGUAGAUCAAGGCAUCUGGCAACCGUGCUGUCAGGGCAUUAACGAUUGGGAUUACUUUCAAUUCCUGUUUCUUUGGGUUUUUUAAAUUGCUUUUGAAUGGGGGCUUAUUUUCAUUUUUCUCAAGAGUACUGAAGGGGAAAUACUAAGUCUUUUGCACAUUGCUUGUUUAAUUAGAGUCAAUUAUACCAUGUUUGUUGGAGUUUUCUUAGGCUGUGAGUGCCAGAGCUAGCAGUAUGGUGGUCUGGUCAAUAAUGAGGAUGCUAAGGUUCACAACCUGCCCUUUACCGGUUCUUAAUAACAGUAUGUACUGGGGUUUGUGGUUCUUUCCAACACAAGAAUUGUGCAGCUUGCUUCCAUGGUAACUCCCUCAGUUUUGAGGUGGGAAGCCUUCAGCUUUGGAAUGGCAGCCAGCACAGCUGCAGCUUCUUGCUCAAUAACAUCACAAAAAUCGGUAUUAAUACAGUGAGAUGUGUCCCGGCUUUCAUGCGGGUAACAGUUUGUUCUCAGGAAGACUGAACCUCUGCAGAGUCUUCGUGCCUAGUACGUCCUUUCUGUUGGGCUAUUUAGCUUCCAGCCUUCAGAGGUGAAGCAGUCCUGCGUCCCAGCUGCUAACUGUAUGCUACCCCGUGGCAGCCGUCAGAAUAAGACACGUGCUACGUGCUGUGGUGGGA